Molecule: messenger RNA, 2262 nt
Organism: Lasiodiplodia theobromae
Lineage: Eukaryota; Fungi; Ascomycota; Dothideomycetes; Botryosphaeriales; Botryosphaeriaceae
Product: C2h2 type zinc finger domain containing protein
Exons: 1
Coding region: 1-2262 (753 amino acids)
Biological process (GO): regulation of transcription by RNA polymerase II
Cellular component (GO): chromatin
Molecular function (GO): RNA polymerase II cis-regulatory region sequence-specific DNA binding; DNA-binding transcription factor activity, RNA polymerase II-specific
Source: RefSeq, a predicted model, not a curated record
AUGGACAACGCGCGCCGCGACCGCUCGCCCUCGCAGGGCCAUCAGCCUCAUAUAAGCCCGCAUGCCUCUCCGUCGCCCCAUCAGAGCUACCAGAAUCUCGCCGGUCUCGGUCUCGAUGCCAGCUCGCUGACCCCCGACAGCAGCGCCUUCGCGCCCACCUUCGACUCCUCCAACACAGCCCAGGGCUACCUGUCGCCCACCCACCAGCAGCAAUUCGCCAGCCAGCCCGACAUUGCCAACGGCGCCUACCUGCACGGCCAGGGCCUGCCCUCCAACCACCCCAGCCCCCAGUUCGGCGCCCAAGGCAGCAACCUCUACUCUCAGGACCUCUUCGCCCAGAACACCACCGCUGCGGAUUCCCAGGCCUUUGACGCCCAGUUCCUCACGAGCGGCGCCGGCAACCAGGGCUCGUCCAUCGACCCGUCAAUCUUCCUCGAUCCGCAGCUUCAAGAGCAGUCCAUUGAUCCUACCAAUCUCAUGAGCCACCAGAUGUCUACCACCGCGCAUUCCCCCACCCCGCCCCACCUCCUGCAGGCCGACCUGUCGCGCCAUGCCAGCACGAGCCCUCACGCCUCCCCAAACAUGAAUCAGGGUAGCUUCCAUUCGGCGGGUCACUCCAGACAGCAGUCGCUGGACCCCAGCACGGCGUACGGCCACGGUGGCGAUUGGAACGGCAUGGCCUUCAGAGGUCACCGCCGAGCGCCUUCGGACACGUACUCGGACGUGUCCUCGAAUCACCCCUCGCCGUAUUUAGGGAACAAUGACAGCUUUGAUCACGAGAACCCAUCGCCUUUGCUCGGCGCGCAGCAAGAUAACUCCAUGUUCCAGGAGGUCAUGAACUUUGGCCAAUUUUCAUUGUCUGACAAUCCGAGCCAGGCCGGCAUCACACCGGGACACAGCCCACACAUUUCUCCCCGUCUCGCCCCUCAGCAGCAGAACCUCCCUCCAUUCACCGCAUCCAACAAUUACGGCCUCAUUCCCGUAGCGAGCAACCAACCAGCCAAUCAGUCGGGUAUGGACAUGUUUCCUGGAAGCGGCCAGGAACCUUUUCCGGCACUAAACCAAGAGUACGGCGCAUCGGACCAGAUGUCCCCGCCAGAGAUCAACAUUGACUUCGCCCCGCCUUCGAGGCAGCAAAGCUUCGAGCCCCCGAAGCCCGAGGGCUCUGAGAAUGCACUGAGCCCGCCGAACAGGAGUCUGUCACGCAACCGCAUGCGUGCAAGGUCCGAUCCAUUCAGCGGCGCCAGUACGCGCGCAUCGACGCCAGCCAGCGGCAACACGUCUGAUCCGGCCUCAUCGCUGCACCCCAACGCUGCCAAACUCCCGACCUCGCGCUCGUCCUCUCCGCAUGGUCUGAAUCGGGCUUCGCGCCGGUCUUCGACGUCGAGCAUCCCCCAUCGCGACUACAUGCUUGGCCUCGCUGAUCCAAAUCGCCCCAAUCCGAACAACCCUUCCUCUGCCGCAUCUAGCCCUGGCGCUGCUUCCGAUCAACUCAUCACCCCUAGCCCCGGUGGCUCGAAGCGUACCCAGAAACACCCCGCAACCUUUCAAUGUAGCCUUUGUCCCAAGCGUUUCACGCGUGCUUACAAUUUACGCUCCCAUCUUCGCACACAUACAGACGAGCGGCCUUUCGUCUGCAGCGUCUGCGGUAAGGCUUUUGCCCGCCAGCAUGACCGUAAGCGUCACGAGGGUUUGCAUAGCGGCGAGAAGAAGUUUGUUUGCCGCGGCGUCUUGAAAGAUAGCAAUGGCUGGGGUUGCGGUCGCCGGUUUGCGCGUGCAGAUGCUUUAGGUCGACACUUUAGGAGCGAAGCGGGCCGUGUGUGUAUUCGUCCUUUGCUAGAGGAAGAAGCAGCCGAGAAGGGUUGGGAUCUCCCAGGCAUGUCCAGUCCGCCGCAGCAACAGACGUCGCAGUCAAUGGAGCAACUCGACCCUCUCGGAGGGCAAUCCCAAGGGUUAAGCAUGAUGAUGCCCCAGCACCCGCAGGGCUCGCAAUUCAAUCCGUUCGUACAGCAACAGCCCACGGCCAAUUUCAAUCCUGGUAUGGGCGGUAUGAGUUUUGGACUUCCACAAGCGCUGCUGCAGCAAUAUCCCGCUCUUGCAGGCAUUCAGUGGGAGUCGUUGCCUCCAACAAACGGCAACGACGACCUUGUCGAGGAUGAUGCAAUCAGUGGGCGGAGCAGCUUUGACGCAAGCUCAGGCGGCGAGAUGUUUGAUGAGAACGGCGGAUGGGAGCAGACAGUCAGCGACUACGAAGGCAGGUGA